Amoebophrya sp. A120 is the source of this 1486-nucleotide messenger RNA. Lineage: Eukaryota; Dinophyceae; Syndiniales; Amoebophryaceae. The record is from the annotation of a GenBank genome assembly.
UCCGCUUCCGGGAUCAAAACCUACCGCUUUGCAAGAAUAAACGAGUGAAAAACAACGAUCACUGCAAUUCCACGCACUGUUUUUUUUUCCUACCGGUGUGAAUGUGAUUUUAGUUUUUACAGGAAUUGAUGGAAAAGUGCUGUUGCUGCUAGUUAGUUUUGUUGUACAAUAUGUUUUAUUGAUUUUUUUCUUUAUCUACUUUCUACGUGAGUCUGUAUUAGAGAAGCCAUCCUGUUCCUCUGCGUCGAGAAACAAGAAGCUGCUACGAUAAACCGAUUUUUCAUAUUUGUGUUUUGAGUGUGUAGAAGGUCUAGUUUUAUUGGAAUAUUAGAGCUAAUAAAGAACAAUCCAAGGCUUCGAGUCGAAUGGAUUUUGCACUGAGUUUGUGUCUACGUGAUUGGUACUACCACGCAGAAUCUACUUCACAGAGCAAGUACAAUUAUGACGCGUAGAGACCUCACAGUCACCGCGCCGCACCGUCUCCAGGAGGGACGCAGCGGGUAUGGUGUGGCUGCGGCGGGUGAAGAGGGCGAGAGGGCCUUGACAGGGCAGCAGGAAUUUGAACCCGAAAAUAGAAGCUCAACGGAAGCCAAGAAUGGAAAUUGCUGGUCCAAAAAUAGACCGCUUAUCAUCAGCCUGAUCGUGAUUGCCGCAGGCCUCGUUAUCGGUGCUGUUGUCGCGGUUUUCUUUAUGUUUCUACGUCUACUUGAGUCUGUUAUUAGAGAAGCCCUCCUGUUCCUUUGCGUCGAAAAAUAUUUACAGAAACUGCUACGAUAAACCGAUAUUUCAUAUUUAUGCUUUGUGUGUGUAGAAGAAGGUCUAGCUUUGACUUGCAGCUGGUCGACACAAGUUCCACCAGGAAUAACUUAGUAGCUUACCUCUUUUCACGAAACAAAAUCAACCUUUCUCGCAGAUAUAGACUUCACUUUUUCAGAAACAACAGCUCCUACGUUGAAGAAACUUUUACUUUUUCAACAACUUCGAGUUUUUAGUAACUUUCGAAAAGCCUCUCUCUAGUGACGAAAAAUAGCUCUCCUGUAUCUUUUUCUCAGGCUUACGAGGCCAAAGCUGUAGCCACCUAGUAUUUUUCUUGAACUAACAGUAGCAUCGUGAGAGGAAGGUAAAACCUUCACACGGAAACCACGACUCCAGCACUAACAAACGAACAAACAAACAAACAAGCUCUAGUUUUGGAAUAGAGCUAAGAAAGAAUCCAAGGCUUCGAGUCGAACAGAUUUUACACUGAGUUUGUGUCUACGUGAUAGAUUGGCACUACCCCGCAGAAGCUAAUUUCACAGAGCAAUUACAAUUACGACACGUAGAGACCUCACAGUAGCCGCGCCGUACCGUCACCAGGAGGGACGCAGCGGGUGUGGUUUUGUACCCAAGAAGUACAGCAUGCUUUGCUAAACGAGGUGGGUUUUGUACCCAAGAAGCACAAGGUGGUCUGGAUGACCUACUUAUAGAUAGUACGAUGUGUCUGAUU